UGUUAGCUUGUGAGGUGGAGGUGGAGGUACGGGGCAGUUGCUUCCCAAGAUGGCGGCAGUAGCGGCUUUUGGUGGGGUAGUUGAUGGGGCAGCCGCCUCUGCUGGGUCGCUCCCAGGCCCAGGCCCAGGCCCAGGCCCAGGCCCAGAACCAGGCUCGGCCAACGCCCCUGAAGAGGUAUUGCCGCCGCUGGAGCCGGCCGAGAUAGCGAGUCGCUUGGAAAGGAGUGCCCGACAGUUCCGUAACCGACGCAAGGUGCUCAUUCGUGGGCUGCCUGCCGACGUCGCCAACCAGGAAAUUCAUGAUCUUUUGAGUGACUACGAACUGAAGUACUGUUUUGUGGACAAAUACAAAGGAACCGCUUUUGUCACCUUAUUGAAUGGGGAACAGGCAGAAUCAGCGAUUCAGAAAUUCCACUUGAGCAGGCUGCGGGACAAGGAGAUUACAGUGCAACUACAACCCACAGAUGCCCUCCUGUGCAUUGCCAACCUGCCCCACCUUUACACACAGCAGCAGUUUGAAGACCUGGUUCGACCAUUUGGGAACUUAGAGCGCUGCUUCUUGGUGUACAGUGAGAAAAAGGGACACUCCAAAGGUUAUGGUUUUGUGGAGUACAUGAAAAAGGAUUCAGCAGCCAGAGCAAAGUCUGACCUGUUGGGCAAACAGCUGGGAACACGGACUCUGUAUGUUCAUUGGACAGAUGUCAACCAACUGACUCUAGACCUUAUUCACUCAAAAUGCUUAUGUGUGGAUAAACUGCCCCACAGUUACAAUGAUGUUGAAGAACUGAGGCAGACCUUCUCUGCCAUCUCUCCUCCAACAUUCUGUCAGCUGGCAUGUGGUCAGGAUGGGCAGCUGAAAGGCUUUGCAGUCCUGGAGUAUGAGUCAGCUGAAAUAGCAGAGAUGGUUCAACAGGCUACCAACGGCUUUCUACUUGCUGGAAACCAUAUCAGAGUCUCUUUUUGUGCUCCGGGCCCUCCUGGGCGAAGUAUGCUAGCUGCUCUGAUAGCUGCCCAAGCAACAGCACUUAACCGUGGGAAAGGGCUUCUACCUGAGCCCAAUCUUCUUCAGAUUCUGAACAGCUUAGGGAAUCCUUCAUCUCUCCAGCUCUUACUCAACCCGCUGCUUCAUGGAGCCCUUGGAGGAAAGCAAGGGAUCCUUGGAGCACCACCAACAGUAUCUCUUCUAACCAACCCAGCUUUGUUCACAGCUCAGCUUCAGCUGGCACUUCAGAAUCAAACACAAGCACAGCAGAAGGCAUUUCUUGGAAACUUGCUCUUAGUCCAAAACCAGGUCUGGGCACAGCUCCUACAGAACAAAGAAAACCAGGCCGUAUUUCAUAAACCUGGAAUCUUGGGAGAGUCUCCUCUUGGUUCCUUGCAGCACAAUGCUCUGGGGAUGUCAAACACUCCAGUUUCUCAGGCGGGAAGUCAGUUAUUAGGUGAGAUGUCCUCAGGUGGCUCUUUAGCAGCUGAUGUGUCCCCAGGACCUGUGAAGUCUACCAUCUUGCCUUCUGCAAACUUGUCCUUACCAUCUUUUCUGGGACCAAUGGCAAUGGAGAGGGAGAAUGCCAUGAUGGGAACACCGGCAUCUCAGUUGACUUCACCUGGCUUACAGGGUCUCACUACCUCCAUUUUGGGAUCUAUGAUCAGUGGGCUUCAGAAACCCUCUGAUAACAGACCAGACAAUGGUCCUCAGUUAGCUGGUGUUUCUCUCCUAGGAGAGCCACCAAAAGACUUCAAGAUUCCACUCAAUCCAUAUCUAAAUCUGCACAGCCUUCUCCCUAGAAGCAAGGUUGGAGGUGGGACUAAUAAAACAUUCAGCCCGAAGACUGGUGUACUUGGCAAUGCUUCCAAUCCUAGAAUGCCACAGGCUUCCAUGUCUGAUCUUCUCCUGCCCUCAUCUAGUCUAUCAGAAGAUAAUUCUGCAUUUGACUGUCAGCCUGACUUGGUACCACGAAUAUAUCCCCAGGCCAGAGAGACAACAUCCCAGCUAGGUGUAUUUGUGCAUAAGCAGCAAAAGGUUUCAUCUCCUGGGUUUGAGCAGAACCAUCUAGGAACUCCAUUGCCCCCAUUCUAUGCAGGGUCUCCAACCUCGUAUUUCACAAGUGGCCUUCAAGCUGGACUCAGACAGAGCCACCUGAACAAAGCUGUUGGGAUGCCACCUGUGGGCACAGGAGACAGUAUCCUGGGAUUAGGACCAACCAGUCCUUCCCACAGCAGCUACUCAAAGACUCCCAUUGGAGGCCAGAAGCGAGCCUUUUCUCACCUGCUACCCUCCCCAGAGCCUAGUCCAGAAGGCAGCUAUAUUGGCCAGCAUUCUCAGGGCCUGGGAGGGCACUACGCAGACUCCUAUUUAAAGCGAAAGAGGAUAUUUUAAUCCAUUUCUUAGUGAAGCACUCUUCUUAUCCUCCCUAGCCCCAAUGUGUACACUGUUUGUAAAAAUGUUUUUACUGUUUUUUAGGUUUUUUUUAAAAAAAUGCUUGUAUGUAAAAACCAUACUUUCACACUUCUAAGAUCAGCUACAGGUCUGUCAUGGACACUGAAGAUGGGCCUUGGAUGUUUGCUCCCAAAGAGCACCACUUUUUCCCAGGUGAAGCCGUGUGAGCAAUCAUGAGCAGCUUUGCCAAGCUUUAGUCAGCUGGACCCAAAUCAAACAGAGUGUCUUUUUUCCACACGGACUCCUUCCUCUGCAAUUCAAGUUGGAGUCUCCCGAAAGAGCCAUGCCUUCGAAAGAGAUAGAAGUUCCUGCCUUAAAGCUCCUAGGGAAGGCAUGUGCCCUCUGGAUGCAUCGCAGUACAGUGGAGUGAAUGGUGAUGAGGAAGGUGGUGGUGAUGCCUUGUGUCCACUGGAAAACAGUUCCAAACAGCUGCAGACUGUCACAAUCACGCUCCUGGAGUAUUCAGGUUGAACUGAGUCUUCACCUUCUCUACAGGCUUUCUUUUCUUUGGUUUCUUUUAAAGUAUGGGUCUAUUUUGCUUUUGUAAUUAUUUGUAAAUUCCCUUUUUAAAAAAAAUCUGGACUUUUAGUUGCUUCUUUUUAAUAAUAGCUUAGGAACAUGGGAUCUUGGAGUUGCAUCCAAGUCAACUUGAAUACUGUUUUUUUUAAAGUUUCUGUCCUCUUAGGUGUAGUAGUUUUUAGUCUAGACCAAUUUCUUUUUGGGAUACAAACUAUUUUCUUCUGAGUGUGUUUUUUCUAUUUUGACCAUUGUCUUAAUGCUAAUCCUGUGGUCUGAUAAUCUUUUAGACCAAACUUUUGUGGCUGGGACAAUCUUUGGGCAUUGCUUUCUAGGGUGACUUGUUUUCUUGCAGUUAUGCUCCUUAGUGGCACAUCUGACUUUUUGAGAGAACCCAGCUUUUAUACUGUGCCAGCAGUUGGGCAGAACUGUCAAAGUAGUUUCCGCUGAAUUGGCAGUUGGAAGAGUUAUCAUGCCCUUUACACUGUGUUAAGGGAGAAUAGAUAGAAAGCACAAUCUCCUCCAACCAGAGUAGUUUGGGCAAGAUCCAGUUUAAACUGUUAACAAAGAAGAAGAGCUCAAUCAGUUCCUUAAGCCAGUUUAGAUUCAGGAUAGGCAAUAUGCCCAUUCUCAGAGGAGACCUAUAUAUGGUUCAUUUUGAGAGAGUGGGAGUCUGUGGCCUUCUCCCCAAGGGAUUUAGAGUUCUGCCUUGAUAUAAUGAACUUUUUCUGUUUCAUAAACAUGCUACAAUAUUUCUACUGUAGAUACUGGCUGGUUUGCUGGAUUUGUUGCUGGAUUUGAAAUCCAUCAGCAGCUGGAUACCAACUUUCUAAAGUAAAGCUAUAUUUAUACCAAACUUCA
Candoia aspera is the source of this 3814-nucleotide messenger RNA. RefSeq names its product ribonucleoprotein, PTB binding 1 (gene RAVER1). Gene Ontology annotation, cellular component: nucleus. NCBI's taxonomy places the organism in Eukaryota, Metazoa, Chordata, Lepidosauria, Squamata, Candoiidae. Bases 50 to 2377 code for a protein of 775 amino acids. The record is from RefSeq and is a predicted model, not a curated record. Gene Ontology annotation, molecular function: RNA binding. The transcript is spliced from 15 exons.